Molecule: messenger RNA, 5678 nt
Organism: Loxodonta africana (African savanna elephant)
Lineage: Eukaryota; Metazoa; Chordata; Mammalia; Proboscidea; Elephantidae
Product: olfactory receptor 51E1
Exons: 2
Coding region: 1342-2385 (347 amino acids)
Biological process (GO): G protein-coupled receptor signaling pathway
Cellular component (GO): plasma membrane
Molecular function (GO): G protein-coupled receptor activity; olfactory receptor activity
Source: RefSeq, a predicted model, not a curated record
UUCUAGGGUUUGCCUCAUUUAUUUCCCUUUUCUCGAGGAUCACUGGACUUCAUUGCCUGAUGUCCAGUGUCUUUCAAACCAUUGUUUUUUUUAUAUAUUGUUCGUAUUUUGGCUUCUACAGGUGGAUAUUACUCCUUGUUACUCCAUCUUGGCUGGAGGUAGAAGUCCCUGGGGUAUAUAUAUUUUAAAAAAGACUUCACAUUGUUUUAGGCAAGGGGAGAUUGAGGGAAGCACCAGAGAUGGCUCAAGGGGGAUGAUAGCGAGUGUCAAUCUGCAGGCUCUGCAGGCACCAGGGCCUGUUGUAGUCAGUAGUUUUGAUGAGAACUGAGUUACAAAGGCCUGAUUUGACAUUGUCUAUUUUUCCAUAGCUUGAGUUAGCAUGCCCUGUGUUGUGAAUUUACAACUUACAUUGAUCAGUCAAAAAUAAGGAGAAACCACUUAAAAACUACUUGGCUUAAUUUAUAGCCAUGGUUUUUACUUAUUUGAAAAUGUAACACAUUUAGUUUCAUUUUCAAGUUGUUCUAAACAUUUCUCUUACUAUUUUUGCCCUUAAGAGAGAAACCAAAUGGCAUUGGUCUUAUAUGGCUGGUGUUGGAGUUGGGGAGGGUUAAGGAAACCACAUCCUCCUUCCUCAGCCAGAAGUUCGGUAAUCCAAGGUCAGGGAAUGGAAGGCAGAGGCUUUGUCCCUGGGGACCCUGUUAUGAUUUAGCCAGACACAGGACCCAGAGCCUGAGAGACAAAGAAGAUGUAGCUGUAGGAUUUUGGGAAGUAAGGAUGGGCCCACUGGGUUCCAGGCUUGGAAAGAACCUGAGUAGGAGCCACAAAGGGAAAGAAGGAAGAGGGGAGAGAAAGCUGCAGGAGGGAGAUGAGCUGGCACUUAACCAUGGGUUCUUGCAAGCUUAGUCUGCUUUUCCUGCAGCUGAGUUUGAUAAGCCUGGGGAGGAACUUUGAGAAAGGCACCUCACAAAGGCAGUGGCCACACAAUGAGUUUCCUUUAGCAUUUCCUCACUCAUUCCCCAUGUCACAUAGGGAGCUAGCAAAGUAUCCCAGCAGACACCAGUGCCCAUUUCGGGAGGACUCUGGAGACCCCCUGUACCAAUUCCCCUUCUUUCCCUAUGCCCCCAGACACACCCUCCCAGGACACAGAAGCAAGAAGGAAACCAGAACCACAGUUGGCUAGUGACGGGUACCUGUUAAUGGACCCUCUGGGCAGCACUUUGCCCCCAGCAGGGUAAAACAGAAGGAGGGAGGAAGUAAGACAGAACAUAAAUAACCCUGCAUUGGGAAGGCCCAACGAAGGAGGCGGAGACUAUACUUCAGUGCAGCCUGCCAGACUUCUUCAUGAAAAGUAGUGGAAAAAGGGGCACACGUUCCUUCGGUGCAGUUGAGCUUCUACCUACCUGGCAUUGGUCACAGUUCACCUUCUUCACUAUGGUAGACCACAAUGGCAAUGAAUCCAGUGCUCCAUAUUUCAUCCUAAUAGGCCUCCCAGGUUUGGAGAGGGCACAGUUCUGGCUGGCCUUCCCAUUGUGUUCCCUGUACCUUAUUGCUGUGCUAGGUAACUUGACCAUCAUUUACAUUGUGCGGACUGAGCACAGCCUACAUGAGCCCAUGUAUAUUUUCCUUUGCAUGCUUUCUGGCCUUGACGUCCUCAUCUCCACCUCAUCCAUGCCCAAAAUGAUGGCCAUCUUCUGGUUCAAUUCCACUACUAUCCAGUUUGAUGCUUGUCUGCUCCAGAUGUUUGCCAUCCAUUCCCUAUCGGGCAUGGAGUCCACAGUGCUGCUGGCCAUGGCCUUUGACCGCUAUGUGGCCAUCUGCCAUCCACUACGCCAUGCCACUGUGCUCACAUUGCCUCGUGUUGCCAAGAUUGGCAUGGCUGCCGUGGUACGAGGUGCUGCACUCAUGGCACCCCUGCCUGUCUUCAUCAAGCGGCUGCCUUUCUGUGGCUCAAAUAUCCUCUCCCAUUCAUACUGCCUGCACCAAGAUGUCAUGAAGCUUGCCUGUGCUGACAUCCAUGUCAAUAUCAUAUAUGGCCUUAUUGUCAUCGUCUCUGCCAUUGGCCUAGACUCACUUCUUAUCUCCUUAUCGUAUCUGCUUAUCCUCAAGACAGUGUUGGGCUUGACACGUGAAGCCCAGACAAAGGCAUUUGGCACUUGUGUCUCUCAUGUGUGUGCAGUUUUCAUAUUUUAUGUACCUUUCAUUGGAUUGUCUAUGGUGCACCGCUUUGGCACGCAGCAUGACUCACUCCUACCUGUCAUCAUGGCCAACAUCUACCUGCUUGUUCCUCCAGUGCUCAAUCCUAUCGUCUAUGGAGUGAAGACAAAGGAGAUCCGGCAACGCAUCCUUCGUCUUUUCCAUGUGACCACCCAGACUUCAGACCCCUAGAUGUCAGUGCUCCAACUUCUUUCCUAGAAAAGUCCUUUGAUUCAGAUUUUAACAUCAGCAUUGUGGAAGACAGUAUUAACAAAAACAAAGAAACAAAGAAAAAACUUCCUUAACAAAAUACAACUCUAAUUUUCAUAGGUGAAACUGGAUGCAGAAUCUCCUGUGGAAAGAGGCAGCAGAACCACGUACUCUUAAUUUCCAUUUUUCAAGAUUAUUUUCCUUUUGGUUCUUCUUAAUAUAUAAUUACUAAAACCCUGAACUGGUUGUGGUUGGAGGGUUAUUAUUUCCCAUUUAACCAUCCAACUCAGCUAUGUGAACUUUUUUUCACUGAUAAUGCAUAGCACAAGAUAGUGCACGGAAGAUGAGUGAUACAUUUAAAGAACAUUUAUCAAAGUCUUACACAUGACAAAUGGGAAAUAAACACAAGUCAAAUAAAGCCAGAUAAUCUGGCUUAAAAUCAUGACUUCCUCUUCAGAGCUCUCAACCAUAUUGGAUCUCAGGGAAGGGGAUGUACCUGGAUUUCCUUCCUCAAAAUGACCUCUACAAAGAAUAAGUCUACAAAGAAUAAGUAGAUGAUUGGAAAUAAAGCCUUGAAGAGACUACAUUUGCCUACAUUAAUAAAAGAUAACGUUCUGUUAUGAAAGUUUUCACAGCCCAUGGACACUUUUUCUUUAUUUAAUUCUCUUAUCAACCUUCUAAUUUGGGCAGGAGUAUGAUUAGUACCCUCAUUGAACCAAUAGGGAAAUUGAUGUUCAGUGUGCAUCAGUAAGUUGUAUGAGGUCACAUAAGCUCAAAAAUAAAAAUCGAGCCUUUUGAUGCUCAAUUUCAUAUUGUGAGAAAGAACUGUGAGGGAGACCUGUAGGGUAGUAGGUCAGGCGUUUUCAAUUUUUCUUUCAUUUUCCAGGGAAAAUAUUUAAUUCCCUUUACAGCUCACCUAGUGGUGCAUUUAGGAGCUUCUUGUCAAUGCAUCUCACAGCUUAAUCCCAUUAGCAUCUGCUCUUUGUCCACCUGCCACUGUGCUUGUGUAGUGGGGAAUGUGCUUGGAGUUCCAGAGAAGUGACUCAUUUGGAAAAUAGUGUGAUUAGCAGUGGAAGUUCUUAGCAUUAGUUCUUAGCACAAAUUCUCAUAGAGUAUAACAAAUGGACAAAUGUAUGCAGAAUGAAUAAUCAAGUGAAAUGACAGAAAUAUGACUCCUCCAUCAAUGUGAAGGCCUUCCUUCUUUCCAACACUUUUGUUUAGAUACCCAGAGAAUGGUUUUUCUCUCAAAUUCUCAUUUCUCCAACCUUGUAAAGGAGGGGAGACACAGACUCAAUUAUUCAGCCACAAGUUGCUUCACUGACCCACAUCUUUUCUAGCCAAGGACUCCUCUGUUUCUAAGUGAUAAUCUUUUAUUCCAAGGGUUGCAAACUAAGGCUGUUGGCCAAAUACAGCCUGCCACCUGGUAGCAUGCCCAUAAGCUAAGAAUAGCUUUUACAUUUUAAAUGGUCGAAAAGAAAAAGAAUGAUAUUUUGUGACAUAUAAAAAUUAUAGGAAAUUCAAAUUUUAGUGUCCAUAAAUAAAAUUCUGUUGGAACACAAUCAUGCUUGUUGUCUGUAGCUGCUUUCAUGCUACAGUGGCAGAGUAGAGUGGUUAUGACAGAGACCAUAUGACAUGCAAAGCCUAAAAUAUUUAUCUCGCCCUUUACAGAAAAAGUUUGCCAACUGCCUUUGUAACCUGCUGCAGUGUUGUGCCUCAGUAGAGAAGACUGAUCUCAAGGAAGCGAGGCUCUUCUCCAAAGAGGAAAUAUCUUCUUAACCUUUAUUGUCUGGGGUCUGGGGAAACUAAGAGUAGCUUAUCCCACCCAACAUCUUAAAAAAUGUCCUCCCCAAGUUAUUCUAGAUGGUUCUAAGAAGGAGUUCAGUAUCAGAUACAGCAGCCUGUGCCUGACAUGUGGUAAACACUCAAUAAAAGAGAGUUUUUGUGGUCGUUGUUAUUGUUAUCAUUACUAUUACUACCUGCCCCUUUCCUCCUACCCUGUUACAGUCAUAUGUUCCUAAGAAAGAUUUCCACACAGCACCAAAACAAAACCCUUCUCUUUGGGGCUUUCUUAUUAUUUACAAGUGGGCUCCAGAAAGAAGCCUCUUCCUCUAACAUCCAAUCUAAGGGUGCCUCUAAGUUGUGCGUGACUCCACUGAUUAUCAGACUGGACAGUAGUUCUAAUUCACCCACUGACUCUGCAGGACAAAAGACCUGACAAUCUGCCACCAGAAAGAUCACAGCUUAGGAAACCCUCUGGGGCAGUUCUAAUCUGUAAUAUAAGUUUCUUAUGAGUCAGAAUCAGCUUGACAGCACAUGAUGCCAAUAUCACACUGGAAAGUGUAACAUAAACUUUACUAAAGUCUAGCGGAUAUCAAGGGGGAGGUAAUGAUAGGAAACGUGCAAGUAGAUCAUCUGAUUUAUAAGCUACUAUUGUUUAACACAAACAGCCCUGGUGGCACAGUGGUUAAGCUCUCGGCUGCUAAUCGAAUGGUUGGCACUUUGAACCCAUCAGCUGCUCAGCAGGAGAAAGAGGUAACAGUCUUCUUCCAUAAAGGUUAUUAAAAAAAACAAACUUGUUACUGUUAAUUCUGACUCAUAACGACCCUAAAAGACAGAGUAGAGCUGUCUCUUAUGGAUUUGAACUACCGACCUUUUAAUUAGCAGCUGAGUUCUUAUAACCACUGUGCCAACAGGGCCCCCAUAAAGAUUACAGCCGUGGAAAUUCUAUGGGGUAGUUCUACUUUGUCCUAUAGUGUCACAUUUGACUCGAUGGCAAUGGGCUUGGUUUGUUUUUUUAUUAUUUAACAGGAUUCAUGGGAUCUAGUCCAAUUUCAGUGAUCCUUAUGAAACGGGGUGUUCGUGUAGAGUUUCCGCCUAUUAACCCACUAAGUUGCUCUUCAUGUAUACCUCAACACACACACACACACACCCUGUAUAAGAUACUAACCAAAUUACCAGAGGGUCAUUUCUUACCCAGUGGAAAUUCACUGUUAGCUCUGCUGGGCAUGUAAACUUCAGAUUGUACUGCCAACACCACAGCCUUUGGGCACCAAUGAUACUGCUUAGUCUUCUGUUUCUGCUGCCUCAGGAAACUGAACGAAGCCUCUGGCACGCAUCCUCAUCACAAUAAUGCCAUGCAAUUCUAGAUUCUCUGGUACUGGGUGACUGACAUUUUCAUAGCCUAUGCCAUAUUAAUACCUGAGCCUGUUUCUAAGAAAACUUUAAAAAUAAAAAACUAAUAUUUAGCUUCUAUAAAAGGUGGCUAGCUUUCUUAA